Molecule: messenger RNA, 8473 nt
Organism: Apodemus sylvaticus (European woodmouse)
Lineage: Eukaryota; Metazoa; Chordata; Mammalia; Rodentia; Muridae
Gene: Heatr5b
Product: HEAT repeat containing 5B
Exons: 36
Coding region: 409-6621 (2070 amino acids)
Biological process (GO): intracellular protein localization; retrograde transport, endosome to Golgi; endocytosis
Cellular component (GO): endocytic vesicle; membrane; Golgi apparatus
Source: RefSeq, a predicted model, not a curated record
GGGCAUCCGGGUCCCUUGGCCCUGCGGAGCUGGGCAGGUCGGUCCUGACUAGACUAGGAGGUGAGGAGGUGUCGCGCUCUGCCAGGCUGACACGCACCGCGAUCCCUGUGUCCCUGGACAUCUUCAGGAAGGAAUUCGAGUUUUCAGCCUCGGGGUUGGCAGCUCGAGGACUCCUUCGACGUGAGGCUGACCUCGCAGGGCGGCCCGGGACCCCAGUUUGCGGUUUCCCGCAGACUCCCAGUUGUCGGGGUCCUGGGAGCGGCCCGGGGCACCCGGACCCGGAGCACGGCGUUCCCGGGCGAGGGGUUGUCCCGGGCCCCGUCGGGCUCGCUCCUGCUUGUCAGAUCCCUGGGGUCUUUAUUCUGGGUCCCGGUGGCGAGGGACAGGUUGGAAUUAAGAACAUCAAUAAUGGAGCUAGCUCACAGUUUAUUGCUAAAUGAAGAAGCGUUGGCUCAGAUCACGGAGGCAAAGAGACCAGUGUUCAUCUUUGAAUGGUUAAGAUUUCUUGAUAAAGUCCUAGUUGCUGCCAACAAGACAGAUGUAAAAGAAAAACAGAAAAAACUUGUGGAACAAUUAACUGGAUUAAUAAGCAGCUCUCCUGGACCACCUACUCGAAAAUUGUUAGCUAAAAACCUUGCAGCCCUUUAUAGCAUUGGGGAUACUUACACAGUUUUCCAAACAUUAGAUAAAUGUAAUGACAUUAUCAGAAGUAAGGAUGACACUGCAGCCUACUUACCGACAAAAUUGGCAGCAGUGGCUUGUGUUGGAGCCUUCUAUGAGAAGAUGGGAAGGAUGUUGGGCAGCGCAUUUCCAGAAACAGUGAACAAUCUGUUGAAAUCUCUGAAAAGUGCAGAGUCGCAAGGGCGAAGUGAGAUCUUAAUGAGUCUGCAGAAAGUGCUGACAGGAUUGGGUGGUGCAGCAGCUUCCUCUCAUCGCGACAUUUACAAGAAUGCUAGAUCCCUCCUAACCGACAGGUCGAUGGCGGUUCGCUGUGCAGUGGCCAAGUGCCUUCUGGAACUACAGAAUGAAGCUGUGUUCAUGUGGACUGCUGAGCUAGAAAAUAUAGCUACCCUCUGCUUUAAGGCUCUGGAGAACUCAAAUUAUGGCGUACGAGUCGCAGUAUCUAAGCUACUAGGAACAGUCAUGGCUACAGCAUUGAUGCCUAAACAGGCAACAGUCAUGCGUCAGAAUGUGAAGCGAGCAACCUUUGAUGAAGUCUUAGAACUCAUGGCCACAGGAUUUCUGCGUGGAGGGUCGGGUUUCCUAAAGAGUGGUGGAGAAAUGUUGAAAGUUGGAGGGUCUGUUAAUCGGGAAGUGAGAGUUGGUGUGACACAGGCCUAUGUUGUCUUCGUGACAGCUUUGGGUGGCCAGUGGCUAGAGCGUAGCUUUGCCACAUUCUUAUCCCAUGUUCUUGAUCUGGUUUCCCAUCCUCGAGCAACACAAACACAUGUGGAUGCUGUGUACUCAAGGCGAUGUGUCUCCUUCAUUCUGAGAGCCACUGUGGGCAGUUUGUUGGGUGAGAAAGCCCAGAUAGCAGCUGCCAAGGAAAUCUGCCAGGCAAUCGGAAAACAGAUGAAAGCCGUGGAAGCAGUGGUGAAUGAUGCAAGCAGUGAGAACAAAUCUGGGGCAGCAGACAUUGCAGCCAGCCAACACGUCAUGGUCUGUGCCCUGCAGGAGCUCGGGAGCCUGGUGCAGAGCCUGAAUGCCACGGCCUCGCCUCUUAUUCAGGAAGCUUCCAUAGGACUUUUGGAGAUUGUGACUUCAGUGCUUCUUCACCCGAGCAUGGCCGCUCGGCUUGCUGCUGCAUGGUGUCUGCGUUGUGUAGCUGUGGCGCUGCCCUUCCAGUUGACCCCAUUUCUGGACAGGUGUGCAGAACGGCUCAACAACCUCAAGACGUCCCCAGAAGCUGUUAGCGGAUACAGUUUUGCAAUGGCCGCUUUGUUGGGUGGAGUGCAUCAGUGUCCUUUGGGCAUUCCUCAUGCCAAAGGAAAGAUGGUGGUCAGCAUUGCUGAAGAUCUGUUACGAACUGCUGCCCAAAACAGCAGACUGUCCCUGCAGCGCACACAGGCUGGCUGGCUUCUUCUGGGAGCGCUCAUGACUUUAGGACCAUCUGUUGUUCGUUACCAUUUACCCAAGAUGUUACUAUUGUGGCGGAAUGUGUUCCCUCGGUCUUUAAAGGAGCUGGAGGCUGAGAAGGCCCGAGGGGACUCUUUUACCUGGCAGGUAACUCUGGAAGGCCGUGCUGGAGCUUUGUGUGCCAUGAGGAGUUUUGUUGCGCAUUGUCCUGAGCUACUAACUGAGGAUGCGAUUAGGAAAUUAAUGACUCCUAUCGAAUGUGCCAUGACCAUGAUGUCACACAUUCCAUCUGUCAUUAAGGCCCACGGAGCCCAUCUGAAAGCUAGUGCUGCAAUGGUCCGGUUAAGACUUUAUGAUAUCUUGGCUUUAUUACCUCCAAAAACUUAUGAAGGGUCUUUCAAUGCACUUCUUAGAGAGCUAGUGGCAGAGUUCACUCUGACUGACAACUCAGCCAACACAACUACCUCCCUCCUUCGCUCCCUCUGCCACUAUGAUGACAGCGUUCUUCUGGGCUCCUGGCUUCAAGAGACUGAUCAUAAAUCAAUCGAAGACCAGCUCCAGCCGAACAGUGCAUCUGGAAGUGGGGCUCUGGAACACGACCCUUCUUCCAUUUACUUGCGGAUACCUGCUGGGGAAGCCGUGCCGGGCCCGCUUCCUCUUGGAGUCUCAGUGAUUGAUGCAUCUGUGGCUCUUUUUGGUGUUGUGUUUCCACAUGUUUCUUAUAAACACAGGUUACAAAUGCUGGAUCACUUUGCUGAAUGUGUUAAGCAAGCCAAAGGUGUCCGCCAACAGGCUGUGCAGCUUAAUAUAUUUACUGCUGUUCUUAGUGCACUGAAGGGGUUAGCUGAAAACAAGAGCACUUUAGGGCCUGAGGAGGUUCGCAAGUCUGCUCUGACCCUGGUUAUGGGAGCUCUUGACAACCCAAACCCCAUCUUACGGUGUGCAGCAGGGGAAGCCCUCGGAAGAAUGGCUCAGGUGGUGGGAGAAGCAUCUUUUAUUGCCAGGAUGGCCCAGUAUAGCUUUGACAAGUUGAAGUCGGCUCGAGACGUUGUGUCCAGGACUGGUCAUUCACUGGCCCUCGGUUGUUUACAUCGUUAUGUUGGUGGCAUAGGAUCAGGACAACACCUAAAGACCAGCGUCAGCAUUUUAUUGGCUCUCGCUCAAGAUGGGACAUCCCCUGAAGUUCAGACUUGGUCUCUUCAUUCACUUGCCCUGAUUGUGGAUUCUAGUGGCCCAAUGUACCGUGGGUAUGUGGAGCCCACGCUGUCCCUGGUUCUCACCUUGCUGCUGACAGUUCCACCUUCACACACAGAAGUUCACCAGUGUUUGGGCAGAUGCUUGGGGGCCAUCAUAACUACUGUUGGACCAGAGCUGCAGGGAAAUGCAGCCACCAUUUCCACCAUCCGCUCCUCUUGCUUGGUGGGUUGUGCCAUCACCCAGGACCACUCUGAUUCUCUGGUUCAGGCAGCUGCCAUCUCUUGCCUUCAACAGCUUCACAUGUUUGCCCCACGACACGUCAAUCUGUCCAGCCUCGUUCCAAGCCUUUGUGUUCACCUAUGCAGCUCCCAUCUGUUGCUGAGACGAGCGGCUGUAGCCUGUCUCCGUCAGCUCGCACAAAGAGAAGCAGCAGAAGUGUGUGAAUACGCCAUGAGCCUGGCGAAGAAUGCAGGGGACAAAGAGAUCAGCGGUGGUAAUGUCAACCCUUUUGCACCUGGAGUUAGUUCUCGCAGUGAUAUCCAUUGCCGGCACCAGGGUGUUAAUAUAACAGACACGGGGCUUGAGGGACUUCUUUUUGGAAUGCUAGAUCGAGAGACAGAUGGGAAACUCUGCUCUGAUGUCCACGACACGCUGGGGCACAUGCUCUCUUCACUGGCAGUCGAAAAGCUUUCCCACUGGCUAAUGCUCUGCAAAGAUGUCUUAGCAGCUUCUAGUGAUCUGAGUGCAGCAACACUCUUAAGCAGUGGGAAAGACGAAGAAUCUGAGAAGAAAGAUGAGAUGGAUGACGACUCCAUGUUCACCACACUAGGCGAGGAGGACAAAUCAAAGCCUUUUGUGGCUCCUCGCUGGGCCACUCGGGUGUUUGCCGCAGACUGCCUGUGCCGAAUCAUCAACCUGUGUGAGAACGCAGACCAGGCUCACUUUGAUCUUGCCUUGGCACGGUCUGCUAAACUACGAAACCCAAAAAAUGACCUCUUAGUAUUGCAUCUCUCUGACCUGAUUCGAAUGGCAUUCAUGGCUGCAACUGAUCAUAGCAACCAACUGCGAAUGGCCGGGCUCCAGGCGCUGGAAGACAUUAUCAAGAAAUUUGCAUCUGUGCCUGAGCCAGAAUUUCCAGGUCAUGUGAUCCUGGAGCAGUAUCAAGCUAAUGUGGGAGCUGCCCUAAGACCAGCCUUUUCACAAGAUACGCCAUCAGACAUAAUAGCAAAAGCUUGUCAGGUGUGCAGCACAUGGAUUGGAAGCGGUGUUGUCAGCGAUCUCAAUGAUCUCCGGCGGGUGCAUAAUCUACUUGUUUCCUCUCUGGACAAAGUUCAGGCUGGCAAGGGAUCUUCUAGUCAACUAUACCGAGAGAGUGCCACCACCAUGGAGAAGCUGGCUGUUCUUAAGGCAUGGGCAGAGGUAUAUGUGGUUGCUAUGAAUAUUAAGAAAGAAGCUGAGUUAAAACCAAAGAGAGCAAUGAAAAAUACUGAUGAUGAUGACGACGAUUAUGGUGCCAUAGACGAACUGCCUCCAGACAGUUUAAUAACCCUGGUGCAGCCUGAACUGCCGACACUCAGCCGCCUGUGGCUGGCAGCAUUGAGAGACUAUGCACUUUUGACUUUACCAGCUGAGUUUUCCAGUCAGCUUCCCGCAGAUGGGGGAGCAUUUUAUACUCCUGAAACCAUUGAUACAGCAAGACUUCACUACCGGAACUCCUGGGCCCCAAUUCUCCAUGCAGUGGCACUCUGGUUAAACAGCACAGGAUUUAUAUGUCAAGAGUGCACAGAAGCAACAACUGAGUCUGGUGUACAGAAACGCUCCCCAGCGGUCAGUUUAAAGCAGGUUCCAGGAGCAAUGGCUAGUGCGGAAGCCUUGCCAGAAGUUAACAAGGACAGAAUGCACCUGACCCUAGGUGUGAGUAUACAGUUUCUUUGUUCCCCUCGACCAGAGGAGCCCAUUGAACAUGUUACAGCAUGCCUGCAGGCCUUACAUACCUUACUGGGUUCACCUUAUGCACGAAUCCACAUUGCAGAAGAUCAGCUGAUUGGUGUUGAGCUGCUAAGUGUCCUGCACCGCCUGUUACUGACCUGGAACCCACCCGCUAUCCAGCUGCUGGUCACUGGAGUUGUGCAGCAGAUUGUCAGGGCUGCUCAGGACUAUGUACAGGAAAAGAGAAGCGCUCUAAAUGAAGAGGAUGUAGAAAAAGAGUCCUGUCCUACAUUAGGAGAAGGGGGUGACACCGGUGGCCUCAUUCCUGGAAAGUCCCUUGUGUUUGCAACCAUGGAGCUGAUGAUGUUCAUUUUAGUACGGCAUAUGCCACACCUGAGUACCAAGAUGUUGGACUCUCCAAGUCACAUGGUCACGAAAACUCAGCUGUCAGAGGAAAGUGCUCGCUUGGUGGCAGCCACGGUGGCCAUUCUCUCGGAUCUGCCAUCGCUUUGUUCACCGGCUGGAUGUAUGACAAUCCUGCCCACAAUUCUGUUCUUAAUUGCAAGAAUAUUGAAAGACACAGCAAUAAAGUCUGCGGACAACCAGGUUCCUGCCCCAGUCAGUGCAGCUCUUCAGGGAAUAAAAAGUAUCGUGACUCUGUCCAUGGCCAAAACUGAGGAAACUCAGAGACAGUGGACAGCUCUAAUUCGGAGCACUCUUGCCUGCAUCCUGGAAUAUUCUCAACCAGAUGACUGUAUGCCCGCGCCUGAUGAAGCAAGCAUGCUUACAGCCAUUGCGCUCUUCCUGUGGUCUGCCAGCAGUGAAAUAAUAGGAGUGCAGUCCCUGCAGAAUGGCUGCAUGAACAGAUUUAAAAGUGCCCUGAACUCAUAUGACCCAUGGGUUCAAGCCAAAUGCUACCAGCUUCUCCUCUCGGUCUUCCAGCAUUCCAAUCGCGCGCUUUCUACUCCCUACAUCCACUCAUUAGCCCCGCUAGUGGUCGCGAAGCUGAAAGCUGUGGAGAAAAACAGACCAGCCAGUACCACGGAACUUCUGGCUGUCCAAGAAGGAAUUAAAGUUCUUGAAACAUUGGUUGCUCUUGGGGAAGAACAGAACAGAGUCCAGUUACUCGCUCUUCUAGUGCCCACUCUGAUUUCUUACCUGCUGGAUGAAAGUUCUUUUGCCUCAGCAAGUCCGAUCUCCAAAGAUCUUCAUGAGUUUGCACUCCAGAACUUAAUGCAUAUUGGACCUCUGUACCCACAUGCUUUCAAGACAGUGAUGGGGGCUGCUCCUGAACUGAAAGCUCGCCUAGAGACUGCUGUCCGAGCCAGCCAGGCAAGCAAAGCUAAGGCAGCCGCCAGGCAGCCUGCCCCCACCACACAUUCUGCACCAACAAUCAAGCUGAAAACAAGCUUUUUGUAGUGUGCCUUUCCAUUCAUCUGUAUCUAUUUUUUUCUCAAACAUUUACCAUGUUAUAGAUUAACACUAACAUGCACAUAAUAUAUUACAAUGCUCACACAUUAUAAAAUUCAAGAUAUAUAAACUGACACACAGAACAUGUGUACAUUGCAUUCUUAUUACAGAUUAAGACAUGACACUUUCUGAUCUUGUAAAAACAUAGUCAAGAUCAUCAUAACUUAUCAUUUUUAAAAACUGAGUGCUUUGCAUUACAUGGUAAUUCUUUGGUUUUGUUUAAAAUCUUUGUACUUACUAAAAGAAGUAGCUUUUCUACAAAGCUUGAUUGUUUCAUCCAUGAUAGAAGACAAAACUUCCAUUUUAUGAAUAACUACAUAUUUAUGUACAGUAAACCUAUAGGAUACAUAAACUCCAAACUCCGUUAAGACCUUUGCUGGAGGACACGGUGAUGAGAGUCUUAAAAUGAGGCGGAGCCCUCAAGACUGAGAUGAAUGGACACCAAGCGAUCAUACGCAUUGCAAAGGCAUGAGAGAAGUCUGACCGAAUGAGAAACAAGUUGGCAAAACAAAACUGCCAUUAUGAGUCAUUUAAGGUUUUCUUUGGAAGGCUGGCACCCAGAACUCCCAGCACCCGGAUGACUGAGAGCAAGAAUAUGUGCGUUCUGGUGGAUAAGGGCUGACUCGGUCUGCUAGCCAGCUGAGGGAAGCACUGUCUGCUCCAUGCACCAAGCAGCCACCUCUUCCUCUAUCUGAACAGUUUAGCACAGUUGCAGACAAGGACGACAGGAUCGGCUUGUUUGGAAAGAUACUGACCACCUGUCUGGAUCUCCGCCGUGGGUGCUCGAGCUCCCAUGGAGAUGGCUUCGCGAUGGCCGCGGUUAUACUUCUGCUUUGGCUUCUGGCUCCUUUCCAUUGUCCGUCGGACAACAGCUUCAUGGAGCCCCUAAUCCUCCUCCAGUCUGCCUCCUCUCCUCCUCCACCACAGCCCUCCUCCCGCUCCUCCUCCAGCUGCUGCUCCUCUAGCUUCUUCUGCAUGUCCAGGUGCCUCUCAUAGCGCUGCCUGGCUCGCUCUUCCCUCUCUAUCCAGAUGUUUUCCCAUGCAGCUAGAUGUUUUUCUCGUUCCUCACAGCAUUCUCUGGCGAGAUGCUGCUGGUCAGGUCAAAGCAUAGCACAGGGGGAUCUGGUUUAUUCCUGUGUGGUUGUCAGUUUGUCCUGAAACGGAAGUGGGGCGGCUGGGGGCAGUUCUCUUUUCUUGUGCUUUAUGCCAUCAGACGCUAGGACAGCAAAGGCGCACACUCUCAUUUGUAUUUAUAUUUCUUGUAGUUAGUGACUACCCUUGAGCCAUUCCACAUUAUGGAUUGUUUUAUUUGUAUAUUGGAAUUAUAAUGCUUUGAAGUUGAUUAAGUGAAAUAGUGUUUAUACCUCUUACUGAGUUUUAAAAAUCAAGUGGUAAAAUAUUUUCAGUUUUUUCUCAGUAUAUUUCUCUUUUGUUGAUUCUUGUUUGUUGUUCCUGUGGGGUUUUGUUUCUGGUUUUUGGUACAGGUUACUGGACCAGAGCCUUGCUCAGUACUGUAAGCAUGCACUGUACUGAUGGAUGCCCCUGGUCCCUAAUUAAUUUAAUGUUCUUAACUCUAAGCCACAGUCCUUUAACUUUCUUCGAAUAUAAUUUCAUCAUGUAGUUAGUCAGUCAUUGGAUAGUACUAGGAAAAGAAAAUGGGUCAAAUUUUAGCGUUUGUCAUAAAAAACUAAUUGAAAAGCAAACAGAGAAUAAAAUUGGAAAUGGCUCAAAUAACAGAAAAAACUUUGUUUAUGGUAAAUAUCCUAUGAAUAAAAGCACAUUUUCUAGCCAUUCCAUCAAA